Botrytis fragariae is the source of this 1170-nucleotide messenger RNA. Its product is annotated as putative extracellular scp domain-containing protein pry1 protein. Lineage: Eukaryota; Fungi; Ascomycota; Leotiomycetes; Helotiales; Sclerotiniaceae. The record is from RefSeq and is a predicted model, not a curated record. The transcript has 3 exons. Bases 1 to 1170 code for a protein of 389 amino acids.
AUGUUUCUUUCGUGCUGGGCCCCUUUCCUUUUGCUCCUUGGAUGUGCAAUUGGCCAAAUUAAUAUUGAAACCCUGGUUCCAGAAACCUUGGUAACCUUAUCAUCAUCAGAUGAUACUCCAACCCCAACCGCGAUCCAGACUCUGGUUUCCCUACUGGUCGAUACUUUCACAGCGCCCAGUUCUCCCUCGAAAACAGAGCUCCCAUUUCCGUCUUCUCUGACACAAACAUCUCGCAGUCUUAGUCAAAAUGAUUCUCAAGCUACUUCAGCUGCUUCUAGCCCAAACAAGAUUCAGACUUCAGUCCCGCCCUUGAGCACUCAAGCCUCUCCAAAGGAAACAGGAUUCAAUACACCAGGGCAGUUCAAGAUUCAGAUCCUUAACGCCCAGAAUUGGUAUCGAGCUGCGCAUGGAGCACUUCCUCUUGUUUGGAAUGAUACUUUGGCUAAUUCCAGUUCGGGUUGGGUCGCGGGAUGUGUAUGGGAUCUUGAGUCAACUCCUGGAAUAGGAAAAUCCUUUGUAUCUGCUAUACCCACCAGCGUCUUCGGAAUCGUCAACUACUUGGGACUUGAACGCCAGUUCUAUAAUUGGUCAGAGCCAGGACCGACGAAUUCUACCAAACAAUUUACGCAGAUGGUAUGGAAAAGCACGACGUCCGUUGGGUGUGCUUGGAAUAAUUGCCCACCCGGCUCAUCACCAGACCCCGCUACGCCUGGAGUUUCCCUGUUUCUCCUGUGUCAAUACUAUCCCAAAGGCAAUCAGGGAACUAUCACAGACUGGAAGGACAAUGUGGGAGAGCUAGAGUCUGGAAGUCUGGGGGAAGGCGUUGUUGCUGCUGAUGGUUUUGGACUGAGUAGUCUGACUACUGCGAUUACUGCAAGCGGCGGAACAAGUGGAAAUAGUGCAGCAAGUACAAUAAGUAGUCUUUCCACAGCUGCCACUGGAAAAGAUGUUGAAAGUCUGGCUAAUAAGCUGGGUACCAGUCGGUUUGCGAUGGUUAUCAGCUCGGCUAUUGUCAUUGGUUCACUUGCCUGGCAUCCUUUAGCUUUGGUACCUCUGUUUUUGGCUGUUGGGUUCGCAGAUGCAAAGCCCGGAUUGGACGUUUCUGCUCUUCUUAAAAAAACCGUUGACAUGGAAUCGGUAUCCAGGGUGACCAAUACGCAAACCGCUUAA